AUGGAUAGCAAAUGGACUCAAAAUCAUGGAUCUCAAUCCCGAAAUCUGAAGCCCAAUACACCCAAUGCAAAGCCUAAAAAUAAUACUCUCAAGCCUGAGGCAGUCGGAUACUUCAACCCUUCCCUCAAGGACCCUCAUAAUACUGGUAUCAUCGCCGUAGGAAAGUACACAGUCUUCACAAACAUCUUUCCAUUCACCGAUCGCCUAAGACAGCUCGCUGUUUCCCAUGGAGAAGGCAGUGUCAAGGCAGUAUGGGCAAAUUGUCUUCAGGAGACAGCUUUGGCGUGGUACUCUACGGAACUCACGGAUAUGGAGAAAGAUGCUCUCCAGAAGUUGAGUUUGGAUUGGGUUAUCCAACAACUCAUCAAGGCGUUUCGCAAGUCACCUAGCGAGGCAUUGCGUAGUCUAAAAUCAGCCUUAUUUACCCUACUUGACCUGAAGAGAGGCAAGGGACUGAGGCCUUUUGUUUAUGGUAUCAUUCAAGACGCAAGAGCAUGUGACUUACCGCCCAAGAUCCAGUUGCUAUAUGCCUUCGAGGCUUUCGACGUUGAGAUCCAGUCACUGCUAUCAAAGCCUACAGAUAGCACUACCCUUGGAGCGUUCUUCAAACAGCUUGAUGACAGGGAGAGUGUUCUUCUAGCAAAGGCUAGACAGUUACCUAUAUCCCAGGAUCUCCAGCACCAAGAAGGUUAUUCCUGGCCCCAACGGACUCCCUCCAACCAAGCAUCUAACCAAAAUCUCUCUCGGCCUUCUGUCCAUAUUAACCUGAAUCAAAAUUACAAUUCUGGGAUACAAGGACGUCUACAUCAAGGUCGAACCCCACGCCCGGGCCGCAGUUCCGGUAAUAAUGGGCUGGAGCCGAGAAACUAUGCUGCGUCCCCCAGAUGCUCACAGUUCCGAGGUACGCAGACCGGUCUAGAUGACCCCUUCGUAGAUCCCCGUUAUCAAGACGCUUUAUGGGAAGCUAUGGAUAAUCUGCAGAGAUUUGGAUUCGAAGACUUUGGGAUUUUCCGAGCCGAGUUCACGGAAGCUAGCAUAACAUAUAGAACCGCUUCGAAUGCCUUCGGAAAUUCUCAAACCCGAAAUGACUUCCACACGCUGGAAUACGGCACAGAGACUAAUCGUGUAGAACAUUCGCUAUGCAACGUUUAUGGUACAUUAACAAGAUCGAUCGCCCAUUAUCAUGGCGAAUAUUUAAAAAUAACUGCCCCCUUUCAAGGAAUGCCAUACAGCAACACGUCUCAGAUCUCAGAGUCAGACCGCUUAGUUACUGAGCUAGAUUCCCUAGACUUGGGUUCAUUAGAAGCUAAAUCGGAUUCUCCGUUCGAAGGUGGAUCCCUUCCAAACUAUCCCAACCCUUCGGGCGAGUUCCAAGACCACGGAUAUUAUGAGCAUAGGGGCUACAGCGAGCAAGAUAAUCGUGAAGAGUAUGAUACUCAAAGUGACAACGAUGACCAUGACAACCAUAAUGAUUAUUAUGACCAUGAUAGCUACGAUGACUACGACAGUUACGAUGAUUACGACAACUACGACGACCAUGAUGAUUACGACAACUAUGAUGACGGUGGCGGCUAUGAUGAUUAUGACGAUUAUUAG
Messenger RNA from Daldinia decipiens, 1596 nucleotides. RefSeq lists its product as uncharacterized. The transcript has a single exon. The record is from RefSeq and is a predicted model, not a curated record. Lineage: Eukaryota; Fungi; Ascomycota; Sordariomycetes; Xylariales; Hypoxylaceae. Bases 1 to 1596 code for a protein of 531 amino acids.